AGCCUCGUUGAAUUCAAUUUUUGAUUUCCCACAAUAAUUAAUACCUCCAAAAGAGGACAUUCGACUCCCCCUUUCCCUUCCACUCUCCUCUACCUUCUUCAACCCUAAUAACCAAAACUUCUCCAACCCCAACCCCAACCCCCAUGGAAUUGGACGCCACCAUCGCCGCCUUAGAAAUGGCGACUCUCCCCUCCGUCGUCGAGCCUGCUCUUGUCGUCACCGAAGACAUUCUCGACUUCAGUCUCGACGGAACCGAUGAAUUGAAGCCUGGCGCUUCCACUUCCUCCUCCUCCGGCCGUCUCAGCCUCUUCCCUGAGUUUGAGGAGGAACUCGAAUGGCUAUCGAACAAGGACGCGUUCCCGUCCGUCGAUACUUGCUUCGGGAUCUUAGCCGACAAUCCGGAGCUUGUAUUGCUAAACCAUCAGAGCCCAGUGUCGGUGCUCGAGAACAGCAGCAACAGCAAUACGACGAGUAGCAGCGGCGGUGCUACCGUCGCGAGCUACUGCAGCAGUCUGAAAGUGCCCGAGAGCUUUCCCGUUCGUUCGCGGAGCAAGAGGCUGAGAAGAAAGAGGUCAGACUUAGUCGGAUUGUUCAGACAGCAGCAUCAUCAUCAUUGUCUGUGGGCGACCCAAGUCUCUUUCAAGACUAAACAAGAACGGCCGGAAACUGUGUUACCUACAACGACGAAUUCCAGGGGAGCUGGCAUUGGGAGAAGGUGCUUGCAUUGCCAAUCUGACAAAACACCGCAAUGGCGUGCGGGUCCUAUGGGGCCGAAGACGCUAUGCAAUGCUUGUGGAGUGAGGUACAAGUCGGGUCGAUUGCUUCCUGAGUAUCGUCCUGCAAGUAGCCCGACGUUCUCGAGCAAGCUGCAUUCGAAUUCUCAUCGGAAAGUGGUGGAGAUGAGGAAGAAGAAGCAGUUACCGGUGGCGGUUGGUGAGAGUUGUGGAUAUAUAUAGGAGGAGAGAUAUAGAGGAUAUAAUAGGUUAGAGAGAGAGCAGCAGCAGCAGCAGCAGGGUUAGCCAUUGUCUCAUUUUAUUUUGGUGGUUUCUUUCUUCCUUAAAAAUUAACAUCGUAUUUUUAUAUUUAUUUUUGUUUAGAUGAUGAGGUUGUAGGAUUUGUGUAUGUGUACUUGAAGCAAUUAGCUAGGUGGGGGUGGGGGUGGGGGUGGG
Messenger RNA from Andrographis paniculata, 1169 nucleotides. RefSeq names its product GATA transcription factor 1. Gene Ontology annotation, biological process: regulation of DNA-templated transcription. The record is from RefSeq and is a predicted model, not a curated record. Gene Ontology annotation, molecular function: zinc ion binding; sequence-specific DNA binding. The transcript has 2 exons. Lineage: Eukaryota; Viridiplantae; Streptophyta; Magnoliopsida; Lamiales; Acanthaceae. The coding region runs from base 144 to 956 and encodes 270 amino acids.